UACCUUGAUGUGCGUCGUCGCCCUUUCGACGCUGAUCCAGUGUUUUUGUCGAAACUACGCGACCCUGCAGACGGUUCGUGAUUUUCCUUAACGCAGAAAAACUGGAAUGAAACAACCAAAACUCUGACAUACUGCGGUUGAAUGAAACCCUUAGUCAAUGUACGACGAGCGGUUCCUUCGUGAAAGAAAAACAACUCCCAACGGCAGUACUAGUGAUGCACAAAACAAGCAGGAAACGCAAAAGUUCAAGUGCGUCGAGACGAGACGAAAACAAAAACAUAGAGCUGUUUCAUCGCAGGAAGCAUUGAGCAAGCGAAGAGCCAAACGUCUUCGGCAGUGAAUUUCCGAUCGAAAACGGAGCCCGAUUUGACACGGAACCAUACGCAAUCGGAAGGUAAACCAGAGAUAAAACGGGAAGUAACCAAAGAGUUCAUCAACAGCUGCAAAAAUAAGCUAGUGAAGUAAGAUAAAAGUGCGGUGUGCAGGUGAAGUGGAAAACGUGCAGUUUACCGGCCGUAAAACCUUGAAGUGCGCUGUGUUUGUGCAAGCUUCAAACGUACUUCGGACGCGUGUUUUUGCUCCAGUCCCGUGCGAAUGGCGAGUGUGGAGUAGAAUCGGAAAAGAUUUUCCUCGCAGACAACGUUCGUCGAGGAAGCGAUGUGAAAGUUCCUGUGACGUCCUUUUGCGUGACGGUUCCUGUGACAUCCUUGCGGUGGUGGGGUGGGUUAACAGGCGAGCAGCGAGGGCACAACAGAUUGGCAAAGCAAAUCUGUGGUGAUUGCCAAACGAUACCGGCCAACCCGGUUUGGUGAAGAGUGAAAAACCGGGCAAGUAAAAAUAAUCUGAAAAGAAAAUUGAAAAGAGUUUCCACACGCCAGUGCCUCCGAAAGGUGUUGUGUGACCGAGUGCGCACCCGUAAAGUGUACCGAGGGUGGUGGUGAUAGUGGCGGUGGUAUUGGAGGGGGUGUUAUUGAUAGUGGGGUUGAAGAAAAAAUCGUGUGUGACGAGAAGAGGCAUUAGUGAGGGAGAAAAAAUAAAUAAAUUACAGAAAAAAACCGUGACGUACCGUGUGAUAAGGGAUCGUAUCUAAAACAAACGCAAACCCAGCGUAACGUGGCGGUGAAAAAUUGUGUGCAAAGUUGGUAGACAGAAGCUGCUCCGGAACCGUGGCGACACUGACACACAUCACGACGCGCUGCCUCACACACCAAAGGACGACGCAAAACAUCAGCUAGGCUGAAGCAAUGGCUGAGGAAUGAGUGCCCAGGGGGGCUCCCUAGGGGCUCCAACAUUGGGUGAUCGUCGAUCUCCUUACAUUGGAGGCUAUCCCGACAUUCAGCAGCAUCAGCAGCAGCAACAGCACCAGCAGUUGCACAAUCAACACCACGGUAAGCGGCUUAAUACAGACGCACAGUACCAUCGUGGAACACUCCAUCCGGACGCUGCGGCCGGCUACCUGGAUGUGAAGCAGCAACAGCAGCAUCAGCAACUUCAGAAAGGAUACGCCAAGCAGCAGGCACAAGCGCAACAACACCAACACCGGUCACGUGCUGCCGCCGUUAGCCAAAGUGCUGGCGCCGGCGGGCAGCAGCAUCCAGGUUUCAACAGUCAAAGUAUGGUCGCCGCUGCUGGCGGACAGCAGGGUAACAUGGACGUAGGAUAUAAUCCACAGAUGAACAACAUGGCGAUGCACUCGCAGUCGUCCUGGAACCAGAUGAACGGCAUGAACCAAAUGGGCGGAAUGGGCCAGAUGAACGGGAUGAACCAGAUGGGUGGUGGAGUGGGAGGAGGCGGCGGUGGAAUGGGACCAAUGAGUCAGAUGGGGUCCGGCGGGGGUGGCGGAAUGGGUGGUGGCGGUGGUGGCGUCGGCGGUAUGCCGAUGAACCAGAUGAACGCCAUGAACGGGAUGGGUGGAGGAGGCGGCGGUGGAGGUGGCGGAGGCUACGGAAGGCAUCACCAGCAGAUGAACCCGAUGGCGCAGAUGAUGAACAUGGGCAUGGGCAUGGGUGGCGGACCGGGCGGGGGACAGAUGGGUCCGGGCGGGGGCGGUGGUGGUCCCGGUAUGAACGGUAUGGCGGCGCAGAUGGGCGGCAUGAACCCGCUGAGCCAGAUGAACCAGAUGUCGCCGAUGUCGAAGAUGCAGGGCAUGGCCAACGGGUACCCGCAGCACCCGCGCCGGAUGGCCCCGUACCCGAACCCGCAGAUGCAGAUGGCCCAGAAGCGCUCCAUGUACGGCAUGGGCCCGGGAGGUGGUGGUAUGCCGGGCGCCGGUGGACAGUUCCCGCAGCAUCAGGCCGCGGCGGCCGCAGCAGCAGCAGCCGCCGCCGCCGGAGUUCCUCUGCCGAUGCAGGCCGGCGCCGGCUACGGUCGUCACGGGCCGAUGGGUCCGAUGAACUACCGGGGCGGACCUCCGAUGAUGCAGCAGCGGCAAAACACGCCACCCUACGGUGGACCCGGAGUUGGUGUUGGGGUCGGUGUGGGAGUCGGAGCUGGUGGACCGGUAGUCGGUGCCACCGGCGGUCCAGGACCGGGAGGUGGAGGACCCGGCGGUAUGGUGGGUCACCAGCAGACGCAAGCUCAGCAGCAGCAUCACCAGCAGCAUCCGAAUCCACAUCAGCAGGCGCAGCAGCAGCAACAACAGCAGCAACAGCAGGCGCAGCAGCAGUAUUACAACACGGGCUACCAGAACAUGCAGGGGUACCAGCCCGACAUUCGCAUGAACUUCCAACACAGUCCGGUGCCCGGGAACCCGACGCCACCACUCACACCCGCUUCUUCCAUGACCCCCUACAUCAGUCCCAAUCCGGACGUGAAGCCAAACAUACCACAGAAAGACGAAGAGCUGCGGCUGACGUUCCCGGUGCGAGACGGCAUCCUGCUGCCCCCGUUCCGGCUCGAGCACAACCUCGCCGUCAGCAAUCACGUGUUCCAGCUGAAGUCGACCGUCUACAACACGCUCAUGUGCCGGCCGGAUCUCGAGCUGCAGCUGAAGUGUUUCCACCACGAAGACCGCCAGAUGAACACGAACUGGCCGGCGAGUGUGCAGGUGUCGGCCAACUCCACGCCGCUCGAGAUCGACCGGGGCGACAACAAGAACACGCACCGGCCGCUCUACCUGAAGCAGGUGUGCCAGCCGGGCCGAAACACCAUUCAGAUCACCGUCAGCACGUGCUGUUGUUCGCACCUGUUCGUGCUGCAGCUGGUGCAUCGACCGUCGGUUAACCAUGUGCUGCAUACGCUUCUGAAGCGCAACCUACUGUCCGCCGAGCAGGCGGUGGCCAAAAUCAAGCGCAACUUCGCCGUCAGCCACGCAACGAAUCCAAAUCAGCCGCUGGGCGGCCCGGGUGCGGACAAGGAUCCACUGGCGGUGGAAUCGUCGGCCACAUCCGCUAAGGUUUCCCUCAAGUGUACCAUCACCUCCAAGCGGAUAACGCUUCCGGCUCGCGGUCACGACUGCAAGCACAUCCAGUGCUUCGACCUGGAAGCGUAUCUAGCGCUCAACUGCGAGCGAGGCAACUGGCGGUGUCCUGUGUGCAAUAAACCAGCGCUUACCGAAGGGCUUGAGAUCGACCAGUACAUGUGGGCUAUAUUGAACACACUCAACUCGUCGAACACCCCGAACGGCAUGGACACGGAAGAGGUCAUCAUCGAUGCGCAAGCCAACUGGCGAGCGAUCAAACCACCCGGUGGCGUCAGCAAUCCCAACCUCGGUGGCAGUCUCAAUCCGCAGCAGACACCCCAACAGCAACAGCAGCAGCAGCAGCAGCAACAGCAACAACAGCAUCCCCAACAGCAGCAACAUCCACAGCAGCAACCACCACAAGCGCAACCACCGGAACCGAGUGGCAAUGGGCGGGUAGGUUCUGGCACACCUGGUCUACCCGUCAUCAAGCCGGAUCCGGACGGUGCGGAUGCGAAGCAUUUCAGCAAGGUGAUGUCACCAGGCUCCACCUCGUUACCGACUUGGGACAACAUGAACGCGAUGAGUCCAUACAUGAGCCCGGACAUGAGCUCAAUCGCGAGUGGAAGCAUGAUGGGAUCGAAUUACAAUCGAACACCGCAGUACGAUUCGUACGGAAAUCCGAUCAUCAAGCAGGAACCAGGCACGCCAGGUGGCAGCAACGCCGGUGGACCAGGCAGUGUGGGCAACAACGGACCGGGCACACCGGUCGGUGGCGACUUCCACGGUGGAAACCCGCUCGCCCAUUUAAGCGACUCCGUGAACUCGUUGGAUCCGCUCAACGCCAUGGAGAAAUCCCUGAACGAUCAGAUGCCCCACACACCACACACACCGCACACCCCGGGUGGUGGAAACUCCUCCGGACAUCCCAUGACCCCCGGCGGACCACCGAGUGUACCGCCGGCCAACGACAACAACUCCAACCCGCAACAGCAGCAGUCCACGGCGAACAACAACGGUGGCUCGGGAGGCCCCGGAAACAACGGUGGUCCCAACAUGAACGGGGGCAGCAGUGGCAACAACGGCAUGCCGAGUCACAGCCCUGGCAAUGGCGGGCACAACAACAUGCAGCUGCACUCACCCCAACAACAGCAGCAGCACCAGCAGCAACAGCAUCCGGGAAUGGGUCUCGGUCCAAACAACCCGGCGGCGAACAUUAUGAACUCGCCUCAGAGCCUCAUGAACUCACCGCAGAACAUGAUGAACUCGCCGCAAAGCAUGAUGCAGCAGCAGCAGCAGCAAAAUCUCCUCUCGCUUGGCUCGAUGAUGGGCCAGCAGCAAAGCCAUCAGAACGCACUGGCCGGACUAACCGAUGUCGAUCUGCCGGCAGAUCUCAACUUCGACCCGGCGGCCGUCAUUGAGGGCGAAGGGGGCAACGAUCUUAACCUGCUACCGGACAAUGGAAUCGUUGAUCCGAUGGAAUUGCUCUCCUACCUGGAUCCACCGGAUCUGAACACGCCCCCCUCGAGCGGUUCGAGCAACAACGCCAACAGCGACGACAUCCUCGCGGCCCUGUUCGACUAA
This is a messenger RNA of Anopheles coustani, 4984 nucleotides long. It is a transcript of the gene tna, whose product is annotated as zinc finger MIZ domain-containing protein 1. The record is from RefSeq and is a predicted model, not a curated record. Bases 1256 to 4984 code for a protein of 1242 amino acids. The transcript is spliced from 13 exons. Gene Ontology annotation, molecular function: SUMO ligase activity; zinc ion binding. Gene Ontology annotation, biological process: regulation of transcription by RNA polymerase II; protein sumoylation. Lineage: Eukaryota; Metazoa; Arthropoda; Insecta; Diptera; Culicidae.